AUGAUAAGUGUCAGAGGGUUGCUUUUGGUAAUGUUGAGAAGCGCCUUCAUCGUCGCCUUCCUCAGCAUUCCCAACCCUGUCGUCGCCUUCACCGGUCUCAAGAACUGGUCCAGGAGAGCAAUAUACCACAAGGUCGACCUCUGCACUCAAUCCUGUUACAGCCAGAUCAUCCCUGGGCUCUACCUAAGCAAUGCGAGAGCAGCAGCCGACAAAAAUGUACUUAGACGGCUUAAUAUCACCCAUGUGCUCACGAUUGAAGCUCACCGCCUACCGAAAUCAACUUUUGCGGAUUCCAACAUUAGCACACUCUUCAUUAGGGCCUACGACACUCCUCAGACCCAUCUCCUGCCCUACUUCCCGAUGGCCAACGCCUUCAUCGACGAAGGUCUGCAGAAAGGAAACGUGCUUGUCCACUGCCAUUUCGGAGUAUCCAGGUCCGCCACCCUCGUCAUCGCAUAUAUCAUGGAAAAGUAUAAACUGACUUUCGAACAGGCAUUUGUGUACGUGAGGCAAAGACGGAGGUUCAUUAACCCCAAUCCAGGGUUCAUUAAUCAGUUGAAGGAGUACCAGAGAUUGAAUUACGACGUGAAUGGAUUCUACAGGUUCGAAGCUUAUAUGAAUGUGAACGCUAGGAAACACAAGUAUAAGAUAGCGUCCCUGGCUGCUGUGGUGGUGGGGAUACUCGUACCCCUCGCUGUGUUGGUGGGCUAG
Helicoverpa zea (corn earworm) is the source of this 711-nucleotide messenger RNA. RefSeq names its product dual specificity protein phosphatase 1B-like. The transcript has a single exon. Bases 1 to 711 code for a protein of 236 amino acids. Gene Ontology annotation, molecular function: protein tyrosine/serine/threonine phosphatase activity. Lineage: Eukaryota; Metazoa; Arthropoda; Insecta; Lepidoptera; Noctuidae. Gene Ontology annotation, biological process: protein dephosphorylation. The record is from RefSeq and is a predicted model, not a curated record. Gene Ontology annotation, cellular component: cytoplasm.